AUGAACUACCUAAAUGUAGCUCUAUAUUCACACCCGUCCAACACACCUCAGACGGAUGUUCACAACGACAUACGCAAUGGAGACCGGCGUAGAAAUUUAUGACAGGUUUCAAUCACAAGGAAAACAAGGUAGAAUUUCGGCUUCCCGUCCCUCGGCCGAGUUGUCUCUAUCAGGGGGUUGGCCUUGGCGUGCGAUUCGAUGCAUCGCUUGUCAUAUCGUUUUCGCGGGGCUUCAUACGCGGCAAGACUUCCAUCGACUUUGUCUAGGACUAAAGUUUUACUCACUGACUUCCAAGAGGAGAACACUGGCAGCUACGUAGCAGUACUGAAAAGGAGACUGGCCCGAAUUAUAUACACUAACUAAGGUAGCUGGUCCAGCACAUUAAACUCAUCGUGGGAGUAACACCUACAAUGUCUGCCGGUAACAUUCUAGACGAACCUUCAUCUCAGGCCGUGCAGAGUAAUGGGCUCUACUUCAUCUAUGCCAGCUCGGCAGAACACGAUCCAGGAGAAAGCAUCAACAUACUCGAUAAAGGUAGUCCUAUAGAUACAUUUGUGGCUAACCUAAACGCCGACAAAGCCAUUAUUCUGGCUGACAAGCCGAGUCCGACAGCUAGCCUUGAUGACAGUGAUGAGACGAAUAAAUGGUUUCAGGAACUCGAUUCUACCGCUACCAGCUCGGUCACGCUUGAUUCUAAUUUGAAAAAUAUCGAGAGCUUCGAAUUACAGUUCACACAACCAUGGCCGCUUGUAUUCAGCUCGGCAAGCGAUGUGCUCCUAUUCACAUUUGGUCCAUCAUUGGACGGAUCAGAGGCCCCCAGGAUUCCUCCACCCGGAGUCGACGGAAAGGGGAACAUGUUGACACUUGGUCUCGAUUUUACUAAAAUAUCCGACACUCCUACUAGCAAGCUUAGUGACCUCUUCUCGUACGCUGGAAGCGAAGGCAUGGUCGAUUAUGUGCCAAGUGAGCUGCUGGACUUGACUGCAACGCUUACAACCCCUGGGCAAGGAAAUCCAAAGCGCAAUGCCCUCUGGUAUUCACCUGCCUCGUACCAGAGCGUCGUGAUGCGCCUACAAUUUGAGGUGUCUGAUUUCAACCCAUUGCAAGGCGUUCUAGAGGGAGUUCUUAAAGGACUCACCAUUAGAAACGCUGAUUUCAUUUUCUACAAGGACAUGCUCCUAGCGGAAACCGAAACGGGACCAGAACCUAUUUUUAGGGGGUCUUUCGCCUUUAGUAUUGGAUGCUCUGUUCAGGGCAGUGGCUCCAAUGACCCGGAGGUUUCUACAACUGCAGGCAUCGAAAUUAGCGAAUAUAACAUGUUUCUCACAUUCCAAUUUGAGUCUAACGACCCAUUGGUGGGGAUUCUUAAGUGGCUUGGAUCCCUAAUUGACGAUCCAUUAGACUGGAUUAUCGAUGGCAUUCUGAACAGGAAGGAAAAUAAUGUCAAUAUAUUUUCCAACUUCAUACUGCGAAGAAUGAGGCUCAGUCUGGACACGGAAGAUUCAGAUAACCGGAAGCUGUCGUCUUUUUCUUUUGAUAUCGAAGUCUCGGCCAACUUCGGCACAAGCGAACCUGGCUCAAAGCCAGUAUUUCUCAUUUCGUACAAUUGGGACAACAUUACCGGCGGAUUCGGUCAACUAGCGGGCAAGCUGUGGAAAGAUUCCGACUUAUCUAUAGACACAGAUCUAUUACCACACGUGGAGAAAUGGUCUAAUCUACAGCCAUUGACGUCGUCUCCAGCAGAUUCAAUCGACAUUGUAUCUCUAAUUCCAAGUCAGACAGUGGAGAACAUCCCAGACACUCUACCUUCGAAGAUAUCACUCGCUUACAUCGCUCUGACGCAAAAUUCCUUCGAUAUUCGGUGCUCUGUCACAAGUAGCCCUACCCCUCCAGAUUCGGCACCUCAGCCACGCCUGGGCGAGGUCACGCUUGAAGGCUCGUUUACCUGGGGGAAAAGCAGCUCCUUUUCCCUCAGCAUUUUCAUCGAUGCCGUCAUCGAACCAAGCCAAGACGCAUCAGAAGACUCUUUACCUGCAGUCUUUGAGGGGUCUUUGAGUUACGACUCGGCUGCUAAAGAAUGGGACCUUAAGGCAUCGCUAACAGGGCUAUACGCCUCGACUCUGGUUGAGUUCUUUGAUGAAGAUUCCAAAGCCCACGUCACACCUCUGAUAAAUUCAAUCGCCAUCGACACGCUAGCUGUUGAGUACAAGUACACCAAAACAUCCGGCGGAAGGUCUACGGGGAGUGAAUUUACUAUUGAAGGAGAUCUUCUGAUUGCUGGCCUAAGCCUUGGGCUUAACUUCAAUCAUAAAGACCAUGACUUCACCUUCUCGGCUGCGCUUAACCCAGGAGAUAAAUCUGCGAAAAUCGGAGACGUGCUAGUAGGCAUCUUAGGGCCCGACAUCGAGCUUCCCGAUUUCGUCUACAAUACACAGCUUGUAGGCGAUAACCAAGAUGUCUUCAGGCUUGAUGUGGUUAAGAACAAAACCCCAGCUGCUAACAAUGUGACCGAGAUCGAUCAGGAGUCAUUCUUUUUCCUUUCACAGCUCAACGUCGCAAAUGUGCAUAUUGACUUUGCUCAAAUGCACAAUACGACCUGGGGCCCUAAGACACCAUCUAAGAGGCUAUUCAAGGUUUAUAUUAACGGCUUCACCAAGACAGAGCUCGAAUUACCUCUCAUCGGCACGUUGACGCAGCCUCUCGACGAGUUGUACUUCCUCUGGGUACAGGAUAAGCCGCAACAAGGCGCGGCGCCUGGCAAGGGAACGGGUCUGACACGUUUAGAUCGGGACGAGCUCAACUACAGCCUUCAGGUCAAUGGGCAGGAUCUAAUUCUUGUCAAUGAUAAGAUCAAGCCGGAACUACGGGCUCAAACAGAUCUUUUGUUAGCGUCCGGAUGCCACUUCGGUGUUAUUAUACGUAGUAGCACAGGCGUACGCACGUGUCUGCUCGACUACGAAUUUAUGAAAACAUCUUCUAGUAGUAUAGCGUUCAAAGCAGGCGAGGGCGAGGUAGAUGACGGUUCUCCAAGCGCUCAGGCACCAUACAAAAAGAUUGCUGGUCCAUUAUCAAUCAGUAACGUCGGCCUGAAGUAUAAGGACAAGAUGCUGGCCAUCAUGUUUGAUGCCACUUUCCAGCUCGGUCCUCUGGGCUUCUCUCUAGUCGGCUUCUCCCUUGGUUUCGCUUUUACAACGCUUAGUGGAACCCCUCAAAUCACGCCCGUUAUUAUGGGGUUGGCAGCAUCGUUUGAGCAGCCGCCCCUGUCGAUCGCUGGUGUCAUUCGACAUGGCAACGAAGGAGGCCUUGACUACUACGCCGGAGGUCUUACCGUCGGCUGGAAACUGUACCAAUUUGAGGCUGCUGGCUUCUACGGCAUAGUAACGCCAAAGGGUACUUCCAAUAGCUUCAAGACUGUCUUCGUUUUCGCCAAGCUGAAUGGCCCACUUGUGACGCUCGAGUUUGCCGAAAUCAAUUCCAUCUGUGGUGGUUUCGGCUACAACAGCAGCGUUCGCCUGCCAACUAUUGAUGAGGUUGACGACUUCCCCUUUAUCGCCAGUUCGCAGCUUAGCGGCAGCGGGAAUGCCAUGGAUGCUCUGAAGAAACUUGUCGACCCAGGCGCAGGCGGCUGGUUCAGACCACUAGACAAGACGUACUGGUUGGCUGUCGGCAUGGGUGUCGGCGCUUUUCAGAUGCUAGCUAUUGAUGCUGUCGUCGUCGUACAGUUUGGAAACUCCGUGAAGCUUGGUAUCUUUGCCGUAGCCACGGCCGACGUCCCCACACCCGCUUCAUCUUUCAAGAUAGCCCACGUCGAGUUAGGCAUAUCGGCCGUAGCCGACUUCGACUACGGUACCCUCAAGAUCGACGCCCAGCUGUCUCCACGCUCCUAUAUACUAGAUCCUAACUGCCACCUCACCGGUGGUUUUGGUCUAUAUUAUUGGUUCGACGCCCCGCACGCUGACCAGUCGGUCGUUGGCCAGUAUGUCUUCACCCUCGGCGGUUAUCAUCAAGCUUUCAACUUGCCUGUUGGCUUCCCAAACCCUCCGCGCCUAGGAAUCAGCUGGAAUCUCGGCGGUGGCCUCACCGUAUCGGGUCAGGCUUACUUUGCUAUUACACCUAAGGCCUGCAUGGCUGGAGGUCGUCUGCACGCUGCCUUUGAAGCUGGCCCACUGUCGGCCUGGUUCGAUGCUUUCGCCGACUUCCUCAUUAAUUACAAGCCCUUCUACUUCAACAUGCAGGCCGGUGUCUCCGUCGGGGUCGGGUUCAGCAUCGACGUUUGGUUUAUCCACAUCCGCAUCUCGGUCGAAAUUGGCGCCCAGUUGUACCUCUGGGGCCCACCGAUCGCUGGUCGCGUCCACGUCGACUUCUGGAUCGUCGGGUUCGACAUUAACUUUGGCAAUAACCAAAUCCAAAACGAGGCUGUCAGCCUCCACGACUUCUAUCUUCUGGUGCUGCAGACAGGUACAAGCCCGGCACAAUCCGCGGCUACUAGUGGCAAACUCGCUAUAGGAGCUGGAGACGAUGCGAGGGUCCAAGAAGAAAAGGAGAACGAGGGCCACAACUUCUUGGCCAAAUCUGGGCUCUUGAACCCAGAGGACAAUCCCGAGCGCGACCAGACGACUGCGUGGGUUGUGCGCGCCGGCUCCUUUUCCUUCGUUGUAGAAUGCAAAAUGCCAGUCAAUGCCGUCAAGAACGAUCCCAACGGGGGUGCUAUCCUGACGUACGACGAUAUCUAUGGUAAGCCGAUGAAGCUCACGCAAACUCUAACAUCGACUGUUACGGUAGUAGUCCAACAGGAAGGAGAGACGGAACCAGAUGAUGGAUGGCAAUACGAUAAGUAUCUCAACCGCCUACCACAUGGUCUGUGGGCUAAGUACGACCCAUCUACCGAUCCUCGCAUAAGCGGUAACAACAUUCGUGACCUCCUCAACAAUGAUAAAGGGGCUGUCACCCUUAUGUCCGGGGUCCUGAUUACCGCUCCCAAGCCCACCAUGGCCCCCGACCCUUUCCCUGCUUACCAAGUCGCCGAUGCAGAUCUGCAGAGUCUCUUCUCAGAGAACCCAUUCCCCAAAAUCGUCGACGCUGAUGAAGCCUGGGCACCCGAUAAGCCGUCUACCGGUGAGCAAGUGGAGGAUCAGUAUACUGCAGUGCACGAGGCAUGGUCCAAUCCAGCACUCGGCUCAGACGACGACGGGCAAAAGGGAUUCGUAGGGGCCUUGGCGGAUAGUUUGAAGUGGAACAUUACCGACGAGAUGAAGAGUAUUGCGGGGAUUCCGGAGAGAUUGAAAAAGGGAUUUAUGAAUUUGUAUGUGGCGGCGCCAUUGUUGACGAAGUGAAUGGAGACUGCUAUAAGGAACUAUGACCUUCCAUUUACAUUGUUAGGUACAUGGGCUUUCGAAGCUAUACAUUCUAUCGAAUGACCGCGGUCUCUUGAUGUCAUAAUGUAGCUGAGCUGAAAAUUAUUCGCUAAUAUUGAGAAUGAAAUCAUGCCAUCGACUUGAUUGAUUAUUCGUGUGUUUGACUGGUCUAAUCCACUGGAGCUAACAGGCAAUGACGGUUAAGCGUUGACGCUUUUAGAACUCGCCUGGCAGCCUGACAGCUCAGCUUAGCUGGACCGCCUUGUCCGGAU
Molecule: messenger RNA, 5626 nt
Organism: Daldinia decipiens
Lineage: Eukaryota; Fungi; Ascomycota; Sordariomycetes; Xylariales; Hypoxylaceae
Exons: 3
Coding region: 411-5333 (1640 amino acids)
Source: RefSeq, a predicted model, not a curated record